Messenger RNA from Gallus gallus (chicken), 4512 nucleotides. It is a transcript of the gene NAB1, whose product is annotated as NGFI-A binding protein 1. Gene Ontology annotation, cellular component: nucleus. Gene Ontology annotation, biological process: negative regulation of DNA-templated transcription. The transcript has 8 exons. NCBI's taxonomy places the organism in Eukaryota, Metazoa, Chordata, Aves, Galliformes, Phasianidae. Gene Ontology annotation, molecular function: transcription coregulator activity; transcription factor binding. Bases 588 to 2087 code for a protein of 499 amino acids. The record is from RefSeq and is a predicted model, not a curated record.
GGCUGCGGCUGCGGCGCCGGGACGGCGGCGAGGGGAGCCGCGGGCGGCCCGCGGCGGAGGCCUACCGCGGGGUACGUGCGGGACGGGGCCGGGCCGGGUGGCGGCCCCGUGGGCGGAAAGCGGCCCCGCGGCGCCCGCUCCGGCGGGGGCGGGCCGGGCGGAGUGCUGAGCUGGGGUGAGCGGAGCGGGACGGGGGGCGGUGCCGUGGGGCUGUGGGGCCGCCGUGCGGGAGCGGCGCCGGUGAGCGAGGCGGCGCGGGGCCGGGCCGCUCUGGUGCGGUGCGCUGCGGUGCCCUCAUGCGAGCGCCGCGUGUUUCGGGUUCGUUAGGAGUUGCAGCUCAGUAGCCGAGCACGGAGCCCGCGAGCGAGGCGGUGUUUUGGCCCAUCUUAGAGCCAGGCGAGACUUGUUUCUUUUGCAAAGUGUCGCUGCCGCUGCUGCAGCUCCGUGUCGUUUUCCUUUCCUGCAAGAAGUCCGCUGGAAGCGCUGCGAAAGGUGAUGGAUGCGCAAAGCGCGGCGCUCGGCUCCGAACCCGUUGCGUCGUCGGAGACUUCAGGACGCCCCGAGUGCUGGAGGUUCUGUCAUCCGUGAUGGCGUCAGCGCUCCCCAGAACCCUCGGGGAACUGCAGCUGUAUCGAAUACUACAGAAAGCAAACCUCCUGUUCUACUUCGACGCCUUCAUUCAGCAGGGUGGUGAUGACGUCCAGCAGCUCUGUGAAGCAGGUGAAGAGGAGUUCUUGGAGAUAAUGGCUCUGGUAGGCAUGGCGAGCAAGCCGCUCCAUGUGCGACGGCUGCAGAAGGCCCUGAGGGACUGGGUCACAAACCCUGGGCUGUUUAACCAGCCUCUCACCUCCUUACCAGUCAGCAGCAUUCCCAUCUAUAAACUGCCAGAAGGGUCUCCUGCGUGGCUGGGGAUAUCCUGCAGCAGCUACGAGCGGAGCAGCACUACCAGAGAGCCGCACUUGAAGAUGCCCAAAUGCGCCGCCACAACUUGCGUGCAGAGCGUGGCUGCCAGCAAAUCCGAUGUGGUGGGGAGCCUAGCGCUGCAGGGCAGCAGCGAGCCCAGGCUCUGGCAAGGACAGCACACGACAGAGAGCGAGCAGAGCCUCUCCCCGGCUGACCUCGGCUCUCCUGCAUCGCCAAAGGAGAGCAGCGAGACACUGGAUGCUGCCGCUGCGCUGUCCGUUGCUGAAUGCGUAGAGCGCAUGGUUCCCUCCCUGCCCAAAAGUGACUUCAACGAAGUCAAGGAGGUACUGAAAACAAAUAAGAAACUGGCAAAGAUGAUUGGUCACAUCUUUGAGAUGAGCGAUGAGGACCCUCACAAAGAGGAGGAGAUCAGGAAGUACAGUGCAAUAUAUGGCAGGUUUGACUCGAAAAGGAAGGAUGGCAAACAUCUUACUCUCCACGAGCUAACAGUUAACGAGGCGGCCGCCCAGCUGUGUGUGAAGGACAACGCGCUGCUGACCAGAAGGGAUGAGCUCUUUGCUCUCGCUCGGCAGAUCUCCCGGGAGGUCACCUACAAGUACACCUACAGGACCACCAAAUCUAAAUGUGGAGAAAGGGAUGAACUGUCACCAAAGAGAGUCAAGAUAGAGGAUGGUUAUCCUGACUUCCAGGAUGCAGUCCAAACGCUCUACCAGCCCGACAAAAUGCCACUUGCUUUGGCCAAGGGGAAGAGUGAGGAUUCAGCAGCUCUUAAUGCCCAGUCUGAAAAGGUGAUGGCAAAACAGAUGGAGUUCCUUUGCAACCAGGCUGGAUUAGAGAGACGUCUUUCCACGGGGUGUUACAGGCAGAACUCAGAAGAGCACAGCCCCAAUGGCAUGUCAUUAGAUAAUGUUGAUGGACAAGGUGAAAGGCCGCUGAAUCUCCGCAUGUCAAACCUUCCCAAUAGACAGCUGCAGCACAUUUCACUUGAUGGAGAGCAGCACAUUGGAAAACCACUGUGCAGUGAAUUGAUCCGGCUUUACCCUGGUGGCGAGGCAAAGUCCCAGUCCUCGGAAGGCCUUGGUAUCUUAAAGGAUUUUCCUCACUCAGCUUUUAACAACAUAGAAAGGAAGGUCAUAAAAACAGAACCUGAGGACACAAGAUAGUCUGGAACCUGUUCUGGAAACCGGAAUCAUAAUAAGGAAUGAAACUUCACAAGAGAAGAAAAAACAGCCUUAAUAACCAGUGUUGCCUCAUUCAAAUAAGAGAUUUCAAUAGCCAAAGCAUAAGAACUGGUCCAGUAAUCUGUGGAAACAGAAAAGCAAAAGACACUGCAAACUCAACAGUAAUACAAGUGGAUAAACAUUCCUGUCCAAGUGGUUUUAUAACGUGGAAAGACUCACAAAUUAAUAUUGUGGGUCUGCUUUAUUUAAGAAUGUAUUAUGUAUUUGUAUAACUUAUCAAAGUAAAUCUAGAUGUCAGGACGUGUAUAGAGUCCAGUAGAUGUGGCUACAGUUCAUUUUACUUGAAAUUUCAGUGUCUACUUUAAGUGUACCUAGCAUAGACCUGGUUGUUAAACAUGAGAAUUACAAACCCUUGGGGAAGUGGGAGCGUGAACAUCAUGACACAAUGAACAGCAAGUUUGCAGCAGUGUUUGUAGGAGAAAUGGAAGGUGGGUAAAGUAUCUCCUGGUUUAAGAUGCUAUGUGGGUAUAGCGUUUGGUAGACCUAGAGCCCAGUUCUGUACUAUAGCAGAUGUUCUUGACACUUCGUAUUGUUACAUCACUUGUAAUGGUUUCAGCAGCCUUUGUGUAAUGCACUUACAGUAGACUACCUAUCUACAGUUGGGGAGUGUAGAAAAUGACCAUUAGAGUAUGGAAGAGUUCUUGUUAGUGGUUCCCAUUUUGAUGUGGAAGUGUAACCGUUUGAUACACCUUCAGUUGAUUGAUCAAUUUCAGUACAAUCACUGAAGUUGCACCCGAUAUCCAGAGAACAUCAGAUCUUUUGGAGGAGAGAGAUGAGGGAUUGCGUCUUUGCAAUGUGACUCCUUAUUAAGUGCUGUCCAGCCCACGUGAUUCUAUGAAUAUACCGUGUACUGCACACAGUAUGCCAACACGUUUCUUUAGGUAUGUGUUUAAUUCACAUCCGUAUUCUUUAUUUAUUUGACAGUUUUUAUUUCUUUUGUACGUUUUCACUUUUGCAGAUGUCAUUUUACCUGAGGGAAAAUAAUGGGCUUAAAAGGUUGGGAUUUCCCAUGCUGCGUUUGUGUGCAUCCGUCUUUCCUCUGUGCACCUCCUGCAUUGAGGAUGGCUUUCCUGCAGUCACAGUAGUUAUAUGCCUUAGUUUCUGAAUGCAGCUUUUUCCUACAGCGUUCUCUGGAGGAGUGAAGGAGGGUUAAAGGACACGAGUUACCAUGCAGGGGGCAGAUGGCCACGUUCAGCUGUGUCCUCCAUGUCUGCAGCUGGCUCUGUGUCGUAGCUGUGCACUCACAGUCCAUUGUACCCAAGUGCUCAGUGAAAUGUGAGCUGAAACGUCUGCACUGCAGUCUCUUAUCACUGUAAACAUACCUGAUUAUUUGAUCACUUUGGAUUUGUGGAACAAAGCUUUAUAGUAGAAACACCGGUAAAUGACUUUUUAUACUAUUAAAAUGGUUUUUUUUAAUUGUUUCUUGACCUCUAUGGUACUGUUUCACUUCCUGAAGUAUCUUACUUCAAGUGAUGGAGUCUGCAGCUUUGCUGUUAGAAGUAAGAGAUGGAACAUGUAGUUAUAUUUCCUCUUUCCUGUUGUGUGAGCUUGUAGUAUGAGUAAUUGUUUGGUUUGUAACGUUAGCCAGUGCCCUGGUUAGGAGCUGAGUAGUUUUCAUGAGAAGAUAUGGGACUUGCUAAAGGACAGCUUCAGCUUUGAGCUGUGCAGCUGGAGUCACAAAGCAGCAAGCCUCAAGACGUGCAGGAAAUGCUCUUUCGUUCAACAUCUCAACUGCUGUGUGUGGAUCACAGGAGAAGCUCUUAAGCUUGCUGGUCUUUUCGGUUGGAUGAGAGGAAGGAGGCAGAGCUUGCUAAGCAGCACGCCGUUUCAGUUGAGUCCAGAACUGAUUUCGUAAACACUAAUUAUUAAAUUUGCUAUAAAUUAAAGUACAUCACAGAUUUCUGAGUUGUAAAUACAGUACUCUGUGCCACAACCCCUUGGUUAUCUCUAGAAUGAUAUUUCAGGUUAGAAGUCCAACAGGCCAUUUCAGUCUCAGCAAGCUGGAAGCUAUUUUUUUUUAUUGGUUUGCAGCUCUACCUUUUUUGUUUCUGUUUUUUAAAUCCUGAGAGUGGAGGUGGGAGGGUGGGGGGGUUUCAUACAUUCCACGAUGGCACCUAAGUUUGGUAAUAGCAGAUAUUCAAGCAUUGGUCUUUCCAUGACAAAGGUCUUGGUGGACUGCAACUUGUCUGUUAAUGGAGGCAGGGGGAACGUUCACCCGCAUCUGCUCUGGGCGGGUUGCUGGAUUCAGGGUGCUCUGAAUCAGAGGCCAGCCCUGCAAAUGAUGCCUGUUCUUAUUCACAUGUUUAUAUUGUUGCUACAAAAUAAAAUUCACCGUGAGAACUCCUUA